UCUAAAUUUCUCACUCUUCACUCCGCUCGGAAACUGCAAGGAAAACAAAGGCCUCGAGGCAAAGAUACAAAAAUACAAAAACCAUGGCUCAAUCCUCCGACGUCUUCGUCGUCGUCCCCAUUGAAAUGGACCCAUCCACCAAAGCUAUCCAAGCUCUCUCCUCCUCAAAUGACCCCCUCCUCACCCGGGAACUGGAAGCCCUCAACAAUCUCCACCAAAAUUUAAAAUCCGCUCCCGGGAUCACCAACGGUAUCCCACCUCCACCCACCUCCGUCGGGCCCAAACUAUCCACCCAAAUCGAACGCAUGCGCCAAACCGGCAACAAUGCCUUCCGCAAACAAAACUAUGCCGAAGCGGUCGACCUCUACACACUCGCCAUCUCUAUGGCACUCAGGCGCCCUCCUUGGGAACCCAGUGCGCUGUUGAGGGAGGAGUUACAGCAGCUAUAUGCGAACCGUGCCCAGGCGCAUAUCAGCAUUAAUAACUGGCCCGAAGCACUCGCGGAUGUGAACGCUAGUAUCGAUUUCAAGCGGGUGGGGAAUCCGAAGGCGCAUUGGAGGAAGGGAAGGUGCUUGAAGGAAAUGGGGAGGUAUGAGGAGGCGAAGGAAGCGUUAGAGUUUGGGUUAGAAUUUGGGAAUGAUCCUGAAUUGGCGAAUAUGCUGAAGGAGGUUAAUGAAGCUCUUAGCAAGAGAAAGUUGUAGUGGUACUUUGCUUUUGAAGACGGCCGCCCGGUUAGUGGUAUGUUCGGAUGGAUUCCGAAGAUCUGUCUGUCUUUUUUUUUUUUUUUUGAUGCUUGAUGAGCUUUCCAGAGCUUGUCUACGUGAGCUGGGGGGGGGGUUUACAAUUUCAUGCAUUUGUAUGAUAGUUUCAGUUCAAGGCGUUUAAAUUAUUACCACUCAAAUACAAGCACUGAUGGUGCCAGGU
This is a messenger RNA of Tuber melanosporum (Perigord truffle), 924 nucleotides long. RefSeq lists its product as uncharacterized. The transcript has a single exon. Gene Ontology annotation, molecular function: protein binding. Bases 84 to 701 code for a protein of 205 amino acids. Lineage: Eukaryota; Fungi; Ascomycota; Pezizomycetes; Pezizales; Tuberaceae. The record is from RefSeq and is a predicted model, not a curated record.